AUGGAUUUGGUUGACGCUCUGGGUCCCGAUUUUGUUCCAACUCCAUUAUCACAUCCCAGACUGACAUUGGUACUUAGUCAUGGGUUAGCUGAUCAUGAAUCGGUGCUUUGUGAUAUUGCCGGUCGACUCACGCGUCCAGUUGAAUCUUCUAUGCGACCCAGUGUUGGUGGCGGUGGUGAUACAAACUCCACUUCCGAUAGCCACUCCCCUCACCGCUGCUGUCUGUUUAUAGCCGUUCAAAAGCCAGCUGAUCUGUACCAGCGAAUGAUCAGUCGGGGUUCAAAGCUUUUACGAGCGACCACACCGGAUCUACAGUUUGUUGACGUGUCCAGUUGGCUUCAAUCAAUGAUUCGUAACAUUGACUUGUCGACGGCAGACCAGCCUGUGUGUUUGUCGUUUGCCGACCAGCUAUCGGAGCAUCUCAAGGAGCAAGUGAGUUACUGA
Echinostoma caproni is the source of this 444-nucleotide messenger RNA. The record is from the annotation of a GenBank genome assembly. Lineage: Eukaryota; Metazoa; Platyhelminthes; Trematoda; Plagiorchiida; Echinostomatidae.